AUGUUGACCGAUACAGGAAUGAUCUUGCCAAACUUUACAGAAUUACGUAUUUAUCCAUCGUUCACAGAAAUUCGUCAACAAUACAAUGCACCAAAGAAUUUCAGGAUGUAUUUUUCACAAGAUGUAUAUGCGAAUAUUGUUCGAGGUUCAUUGUCAAUUGAAGGUAUUCCGAUUGAAUCGAAACAAGUCGUUCCCCAUGCAAACAAUCUUGAAAAUCAAACGAUCUUUGUUCGAUGUAACUCAAACGAAGAACCUCAAGAAUGUCGUGUUAUUCAAGCUGAUGAUCUUCUUUUACAAAAUAUCAAAACAAAACGAUAUUUUCGUGCUCAACGACACGAACUCGAAUAUGUUACCAUGCCGGAACAGAAAGAAACUGAAGUGUCGUAUGUCUUAAAACAACAAGGCAAAGCAACAUUGAGCUAUCAAAUUCAUGGUAUUUCUUGGUUGCCACAGUACGAAUUGAGUAUUCUAUCCGAUGAUCGUCAGCAUACAUUUCAAGCAUUUGCCGAAAUUACGAAUGGAACAAAACAAGAAUAUAGAAUCGAUCGCACAGAAUUGUUCAGUGGGGAUGUGCACUUACAAGGAGAAGUCGAAGCAAAACGACGUCGUGAUCGAUCCAGAAGUAGAAGCAGAAGUUUAAGUGUGGCUUCUGAGGAAGAUAGAGAAGAAUUUGACUGUCGCGGUAUGACACUGACUAUUGAUACACUAGGAGAACUAGCAGGUCUCUAUCUCUAUUCAAUCGAUCAGCCGUUUAUUCUCUUGCCUAAGUCAACAUUUGGUUUGCCAUUCAUCAAUGCAACAAUUCAAAUAAGAAAAUAUGUCGGUCUGACGCUUUCAUUUACUAGUCACACACAAAUACGAAAAUUGCAACGAAAAUAUCGUAUUGAAUCGAUUGAUAAAUUUCUUCCUGGUGGACCAUUAACUAUUCGAGAACAGGGUCAUUUAGUUGGAGUGACGACUUUGCCUGACAUGAGCGUAGGUGACAAGCACACUUUCAGCUGUGGCCAAGAUUCUGAUGUUUCAUUAAAUCGACAAGUAAAAUUAAUUUCGAGAGAAAGACAUUCAGCCAUGUACGCCGUUCAUCUAACAUUCAAAAAUGUCAAGUCAACACCAGUGAAAUUCGAAUACAAUGAAAUAAUUGAUAAUGAAGAUGCACAAUUCAAAAUUAUUCUCAAAGGAUCCGAUGAUCAACGAGCCCAAAUUGAAGUGACUGCGAAUGGUAUUCAAAUAGAACAUAAAAAUGGUACAGAUGAUCUUCAUGGCAUGUUGGCAGCAAACGGUGGCGAACAAAUCUACGAAUAUGAAAUUCGUCUCAAUUAUCCUAAAAAAAGCAAUUCAUCUUCGAAAAGACGACGAGAAUAA
This is a messenger RNA of Rotaria sordida, 1362 nucleotides long. Lineage: Eukaryota; Metazoa; Rotifera; Eurotatoria; Philodinida; Philodinidae. The record is from the annotation of a GenBank genome assembly.